UUGUUAGCCUCUUAGAUAUGGCCACUAAAGGAGGGGAAAACGAGACACCAUUAACUACAAACAACGCCAUAAAUAAACUUAGCAGUGUUGGUUUCAGAUUUACGCAUUGGAGAGAAGUUGCUCGCCAUCUUCAGAUAAAGCAAGACGAUAAGGACAAGUACAUGAGUAGACAUUAUGGUGAUGAUGCUACUGCUUUGGAAGAAUGCGUGGAUGAUUGGCUGAGAAACAGCAGGGAGCCUACAUGGGAUAAAUUUCUACACAUCAUUGCUGCAGUUGACAAAUCAGCAGCAAAACGAAUCAGAUAUUCUAUUGGUCUACCAUCAGUGAGAGAAGAGCUAACUGCCCUUGAGUUGCUGUCCGAUGAUCAACUCACAGCUCUUGGGGACAUACCCUCCAGUUUGGUGGGACGAUUGGAAGCCGAGGGAAUAGCAGGAGAGGGUGAGUCUGGUUGGCUGAAGGACGUCACGACAUGGAAGGAAGUGAUAAAAGGAUUUAUACAGAUUCUAAAGAAUAAUACCGAUAGUAAAAAAGAAAUAAAAUUUGGUAACAUACUAUCUUUAUAUGAAGAAACAGCAACAAUUGGAAGGGAUAUGCUUCUGGAAAAACCUUUAACUCCUGUGGCACUCUCUCCUACAUAUCAGUCUCAAUUUGUUAGCCUCUUUCACAGAUUUGCUAUGCUUCUAGAGGAAAUUAGACCGAAACUCACUCAAAAAUUGCCACCACAAAAACUAAAAGACUUAAAACGUUAUAUUAAGAGGCAACAUCAUAUUGAUGAAAAGAAACUUAUGGAGUUUGAAAAUUGCAAAAAUAUGGAAGAAGCCCUUGACUUGGUGGAGGACUCCUGCAGUUGUACUAACAUUUCAUUAAUUAAGAAUAUAGCAAGUAAGUAUCAAUGUGUUGAUGCUCAAGAAGAUAUAAGCAAAUAUGAGGAAGGCAUUGACAGUUUCGCAAAUCAUUUACGCGAUAGUCUUAAAAACCGCUUGCCAGUGUACUUGUGCCGUGAUCGUACCGAGCCACUCCUUUGUGAGAGACUAGAGUUUACAUUGGAGUGGGAAGCUAACAAGGCUUCAUACGAAACCAUCAAAUUCAUUUUAUACAAAGCAUUUGAAGACAUUGCUAAAAAUAUCAAUGUUAUCCGCAUAAAUGGAGGCUCUGUUACUGUUCUGUGUCGUAUUCCACACUCACUUGUACCUCUGGCCAUUUACAAGGCACAAAAGAACAUGGAGUUUCUCCAGAAGCAUUGCAUGAUCAGCCUAACCAUUGGAUACAUGACAGUAAUAGCAAAAUCAAUAGAGAAAAAAGUGGAGGAAGAGGAAACAAUAACUGCAGAACAUUAUCCACAAAAAGAGGAAGGAUUUGAAGAGGACAUAACUGCUAGUGACACUAAAGAUGAGACAGUCAAUUUGCAGAAAAUAAAAGAGGAACUUGAAGAGAAAAAGAGGCAGUGUCUACAAUUAGAGGAAAGAUGCUCCAAGUGGGAAAAUAUUGCACAAUCAUCAGCAACAGAUCAAAUGACUGAAGCUUUGCUUGAACAACUGAAAGAAUAUCAAGAAAAAGAGCAAAAUUUUAAAAGAAUUGUUGCUGAGAGAGAUUUCUUAGCUGAAAAGCUGAGUAGCUCUGAAUCAGAGAAGAAAGAACUGCUAGAGAAACUAACUGACAAAGAGAACCAGUUAAUGUCUUUAGUUCAAAUUGAAGAGCUAACUCAGCAUGAGCUAGCAAAGGAGAGGGAGGCAAACAAGCUGAUUCAGCAGGAAGUACAGACACUACAAAAUGAGAAGAAAGAAGCAGAGACUGUCAUGGGAGAAAUGAAGGAAAAAAAUGAAAAACUACAAACAGGCAUUGCUGAUGAGAGAGAAAAAGCAGAGAAGAUGGAAGCAGAAAAAGAAAAGCUACAAAGUGAAUUGGACACUGUCAAAAUAAUGAAAAAGAGAAUGAUGGAGGAGAAUGAGGAACUGAGAAAAGUGAAGGAAGAAUAUGAAAAACUGCAAGCAGACAUUGCUGGUGAAAGGGAAAAGGCAGAAAAGAUGGAAGCAGAAAAAGAAAAGCUACAAAGUGAAUUGGACACUGUCAAAAUAAUGAAAAAGAGAAUGAUGGAGGAGAAUGAGGAACUGAGAAAAGUGAAGGAAGAAUACGAAAAACUGCAAGCAGACAUUGCUGAUGAAAGAGAAAAGGCAGAAAAGAUGGCAGCAGAAAAAGAAGAGGAGAUGGCAGCCGAAAAAGAGAAGCUACAAGAAAAUUUGGACGAUGCAAAGAAAAUGAAAAAAGCAAUAAUGAUGGAGAAUGAGACACUGAAGAAAGAAAAAGGAAAAUAUGAAGCCCAAAUUAAAGAAAUAAAAUUAACUCGAGUACCAACAUUGCAUGAUGACUGGAGAGAUAGCGAGCCACACACUCUACCAGUAGAAGUGUUGAUGACAUCUUUUGAUUCUCAUCAUAAAAGCAACAAGCAUUGGUACAGCCCAAGCUUCUACUCUCACGAAAAAGGAUACAAGUUGUGUCUACGAGUCAGAGCAAAUGGAGAGUCACAAGGAAGUGGAACACAUCUCAGCAUUCACAUCCAUUUGAUGAGAGGGGAUUACGAUGACGUCUUAAAAUGGCCAGUCAGAGGAAAAGUAACACUAGAGAUUUUGAACAGGAACCGUGAUAAAAAUCACUUCUCUGGGGAUAUCGAGUUUAAUGAUGAUUCUAACCCAGAGGCGACUGGAAGGGUAAUCAAUGGAAUACAGAUAAGCAGUGGGACUGCAGCUUUCGUUGGACAGGGAGGAGCAACAUUUGUACCACAGGACCUUCUCUUCCAAGAUCACUUGAAAGAUGAUAGCAUUAGGAUCCGUGUCGCCAGGGCAGAAAUGGAACCACAAGGUGCAAGUGUAGUACCUAGUGAAGCUCCUACUGGCAAAUCUGCUGUCGUUGAAUUUAGAGUCAACAAAUUCUCUGCUCUUAAAAAAUCCAACGGAAGCUAUGUCAGCGAGCCUUUCUACACACACGAAAAAGGUUACAAGUUUGUUUUCAUGGUGUAUCCCAAUGGAGUAGGAGGAAACAAAGGGAAGAAUGUAUCCAUCUUUGCUCACCUCACAAGAGGAGAAAAUGACGAUCAACUCAAGUUUCCGUUUAGAGGAGAGUUCACACUCCAAGCUGUUAACUGCCGUGACACUAAUAAAGAUCAUGCUGAGAAAGUGAUUCGAAUUAACGAAUUCACAGAUCCAAAGGAGACAUAUGGCAGCCGUGUAGCAUGGUAUAAUGUGACCGGAAGAGCACUCAAUGGAUAUGGAUUCCCAGAAUUCUUGGCACAUGAGCAACUCGCAUAUAACGAAAAGAAUAACACACAAUAUCUUGAUGAUAAUGACUCAAUGCUAUUUAGAGUCACUAAUAUCACAGUAAAUUCAAUGUAAAACAAUACUUUUUUAAAUUGAUGCACACAUUUUUCAGCUUUUUAAUAUAAAAAAAUAUAAAUAUAAAUUCCUAUAAAAACUGUUCACUAUAAUAAUAAACAUAAACCAGAAGUCCUAUUAACAUUUUCAUGUAUGAUAAAAUGAAACAGUGAAGCACGUACGUGUACUAAUACAGAAUAGCAGCAGCAUGAAUACUGUCACUAGGACAAAGGAAGCUGUCGCAAUUUACAGCAUUUUAUCAUAA
This is a messenger RNA of Amphimedon queenslandica, 3630 nucleotides long. Its product is annotated as WEB family protein At4g27595, chloroplastic-like. Gene Ontology annotation, biological process: regulation of canonical NF-kappaB signal transduction. The transcript has 12 exons. Bases 18 to 3386 code for a protein of 1122 amino acids. Gene Ontology annotation, cellular component: plasma membrane signaling receptor complex. Gene Ontology annotation, molecular function: protein binding. The record is from RefSeq and is a predicted model, not a curated record. Lineage: Eukaryota; Metazoa; Porifera; Demospongiae; Haplosclerida; Niphatidae.